AUGCGUCUAUCCUACUUUUUGAUCCUUGCAUUAUCUGGCACCGCCAGCCAUGCAAUCCCUCAUCAAUCCGGCCAGGAUACCCUCCGUUUUGGUACACCCGAAUCCGUAGGCCUUCUGUCAGCCCCCCUCCGCCAACUGGAGACCAACAUCACUGGCUAUCAACAGCCAGCCAACUAUGGAGCAUUCACGCACAAUGAGACAUACCCAAUCGAACCAUCGUCUGCGGUGAUCAUGGGUCAUGAACGAACGAUUGUCUCACUUUUUGCCAACGGAAAGAUGUUGCUGUAUGCCGAUGUCAAUGGCACCAAAUUGCCUCCGUCGCAGCAACUGCCUGCACGAACAGACACCAUCUAUGAUAUGGCCAGUCUAACCAAACUAUUUACCACCGUUGCAGCCCUGCGAGAGAUUGACGCUGGUAGACUCUCCUUGAACAGAACAGUGGCGUCCUACAUGCCAUCGUUUGCAGCAAAUAGGAAAGAGAACAUUACCGUCCUGAUGCUUCUGACGCAUACUUCUGGCUUUGCUCCAGAUCCAGAACCCCCGUUGUAUUCUCCGGUGUAUAAGACGGUCGAAGAGAGGACCGCUGCAAUACUGAAUCAGAGUCUGAGCAAUGCUCCCGGAUCCACUUAUCUCUACUCGGAUCUCAACUUCAUGUCCCUUGGUCUACUUCUGGAACACAUCACCCACAAAAGCCUCGAUGAAUUGAUUCGGGACUUCACCAACCCCCUCGGCAUGCAUGACACCUUCUUCAACCGGGGAAACAUCCAAGGCCCAGCAUUCCCCUUCUAUCCGCGCAUGGCAGCCGAGGAAUACCAGAUCGAGGUCCUGGGUCCAAUGGAGCCACAGCGCCCACAGCCAGUUCGUGGGACCGUCCACGACGAGAAUGCCUGGGCUCUGGAUGGCGUGUCCGGACAUGCAGGCCUGUUUUCGACGGUCGAGGAUACGGCUGUUUUCUGUCAGAUGAUUCUGAAUAACGGCACUUAUGGAGGCCAUCGUGUCCUGUCACCAAAGGUCGUAGAUCUCAUCUUUCAUAAUUUCAACGCGAGAUUCCCGGGAGAUGAGCACGGAUUGGGAUUCGAGCUGAAUCAGUACUACACGGCGGGCCCAAUGGCCAGUCUUCAGACUGCAAGCCAUACCGGCUUCACAGGGACCACUCUGGUGAUUGACAGGCCGUCAAACACCUUCUUCCUUCUUUUUGCUAAUCGCGUCCACCCCAGUCGAAACUGGUCUUCGAAUAACAUCGCUCGGGAAGCUCUGGGGUACUGGGUGGCCAAGUCCUUGGGGAGAGAUGUCUCCUUUCCGCCCCUUUGA
Aspergillus pseudoviridinutans is the source of this 1311-nucleotide messenger RNA. RefSeq names its product serine hydrolase domain-containing protein. The transcript has a single exon. Lineage: Eukaryota; Fungi; Ascomycota; Eurotiomycetes; Eurotiales; Aspergillaceae. The record is from RefSeq and is a predicted model, not a curated record. The coding region runs from base 1 to 1311 and encodes 436 amino acids.